Molecule: messenger RNA, 2743 nt
Organism: Rhopalosiphum maidis (corn leaf aphid)
Lineage: Eukaryota; Metazoa; Arthropoda; Insecta; Hemiptera; Aphididae
Product: transmembrane protease serine 9-like
Exons: 13
Coding region: 344-2278 (644 amino acids)
Biological process (GO): proteolysis
Molecular function (GO): serine-type endopeptidase activity
Source: RefSeq, a predicted model, not a curated record
ACCUCGCGCGAGCACGUCCGCUUUUACUCGCGUCCGGUCCGCUGGCGGGUGCACUUUCUUUCCGCCGCCACCGCCGCCACCGCCGCCGUCGUCUCCGUCUCCGUCUCAGUGGCAGCGACGCGCAGUACGACGCGAUAACUCGGUUUAGUGUGUGCACACGGCUCGCAUAGGAGGUAACCGCUUACCCGCGGUGUGUAAUACGCGCGUCGCGGCCGUAACGUCCGUACAUCGCUGCUGGGUCGGCCGCACGUCGCACUCGACAACCACACCGCUCGCUCGCACGGACGGACGGACGCGCAGACCGCGGCCAACGCGCGUUUAUGGUGCUCGGCCGCCGUCGACGAUGCGGUCGCAGCAGCUGCAGCUGAUGGUGGUGCACGUGUGCAUGCUGACCGCCGCCGUCGCCUCGACCGUCGGCCACGGCUCGGCCACCGCCGCCCCGGCGACCCCGUCCACGGACGACGACGGUGACGGCACGUCCAGACCAGACAGGCAGGACGACAAGCGGAUAUUCUUCGACGAUAUAUUCGGUUCGGUCAGCUACGAACCCGAGGAGAAGUUACCGGUGUCCAACUGCACUUGCAAUUGUGGAGUGCCCAAUCAAGAAAUCCGCAUAGUGGGCGGUCGCCCCACCGGGGUACACAAGUACCCAUGGGUAGCGAAACUCGUGUAUGAAGGUCAUUUCCACUGUGGUGGAUCACUCAUCAACAGCGAUUACGUACUGACUGCAGCUCAUUGCGUUCGGAAAUUGAAAAAAUCUCGUAUACGUGUGAUAUUCGGCGAUCACGACCAGAGCACGUCGAACGACGGUGAAACGAUCACCAGGAUGGUAUCUUCGAUCGUGCGUCAUCGGAACUUUGACGUGAACUCGUACAACCACGACGUGGCUCUAUUGCGGCUGCGGAAGGCGGUACCGUUCACCAAAUCAGUGAGGCCGAUAUGUUUGCCGAUAGCUACUCGCGAACCGUCCGGAAAAGUGGGAACCGUAGUCGGUUGGGGACGUUUGUCAGAAGGUGGAAAUCUAGCGGACGUCGUGCAAGAAGUUCAAGUACCGAUCCUGUCGCUGGCGCAGUGCAGGGCUUCAAAAUACCGACCACAGAGGAUCACAGCCAACAUGAUUUGCGCCGGAAAGGGAGUUGAGGACUCUUGUCAGGGCGACAGUGGAGGUCCUUUGUUAAUAAACAGCGAUGUCGAUGACAAGUUGGAAAUAGUCGGCAUAGUGUCUUGGGGCGUCGGUUGCGGUAGACCCGGUUACCCGGGCGUGUAUACCAGAGUUACCAAAUAUCUGGAUUGGAUCCAAAAGAACAUGCGAGAUACCUGUGCGUGCUACUUGCGGCCGCUACGGGUCACAGUCAUGACACCGAGUCGCCAAGGUUCGUUUCUCGCGGGCGUUCUGCUCGUAAUAGCAUGUGCAACGCAACAGGGCAUUGGCUUGAAAAACGUAUUCACAGACUUCGGUUUUCGCAAACCUACGCCUCAAGUGGCCGUGGAUUUGAUCACCAAAAACGGCCAGGAAUGCGACUGUAGUUGCGGAUCUCCGAACGUCGACACGAAGAUCGUGGGCGGCGAACCAUCGGGCGUGCACGAAUACCCCUGGAUGGUCCGUCUGUCGUAUUUCAAUCAAUUCUACUGCGGCGGUACACUGAUCAACGAUAGAUACGUGCUGACAGCCGCUCACUGUGUCAAAGGAUUCUUUUGGCCACUGAUCAAAGUCACCUUUGGCGAACACGAUUAUUGCAAUGCCACCAGAAAACCAGAAACCCGUUUCGUCUUGAGGUCUAUCGUUGGUGAGUUCAGUUACCUGAAUUUCCAAAACGAUUUGGCGCUGUUAAGACUCAAUGACCGAGUGCCGAUGACCGCGACCAUAAAGCCCGUUUGUUUACCGACUGAUGCAAACGACACAUACAGCAACGGUAUAGGAAAGGCGGCGGGUUGGGGUACGCUGUAUGAGAACGGAAGUCCGUCGUGUCACCUGAGACAGGUGGACGUGCCGAUCAUUGACAACGAAAAGUGCGCCAAAACCAAUUACACGGGCGAUUUGAUCACGGACAACAUGAUUUGCGCGGGGCACGAAAUGGGCGGCAAGGACUCUUGCCAGGGCGACAGCGGCGGCCCGCUGAUGAGACUCAUGGACAACAAACGGUUCGAGAUCAUCGGAAUUGUAAGCUGGGGUCACGGAUGUGCACGUCCUGGAUAUCCGGGAGUAUACACAAGAGUUGCCAAAUAUUUGUCUUGGAUCAAAGAAAACUCCAAAGAAGGAUGCUAUUGUUCACAAUGAUUAAGAAUGAUGACACAGUACUCUGUAUACAACUAUAAAUAACACAUAAUAUACCUAUCUAGUACAGUAGUAUAAUGUUUGAACGAAGACACAUGAUUUAUUAUUAUUUGUUAAAAGCUUAUUAUCUAGUUAUCAUAUUUUAAUAGUAACUAUCAUUAAUGAUUGUGAUAAGAGUUAUAGAAAUAUAGAAUAUGCUUGGUACAUCGUGGAUAAUGGACAUAUCACAUCUGACAAUUUGAGAUUUAAAUUGUAAUAUUACAUUAUUUAAUUAUGUCUUUUAACAUAUUCAUGAUACAUCUUACAUAGUUUAUACAGCAUGUAAUAUUAAUUGUAGUCAAUAACCCUUUUAAAUUUCUAUUUAUUUUUUACAUGCAUCAUGAAAAAUAGGGUUAUUAACUAUAAUUAAUUAAAAUCCUUUAGUAUGUUUAAUAACGUGGGCAUUGUAGAAAAGUAAAAAAUAAUUUU